AUGAACACCUUCUCCGGGCUGGGGGGCAUCCCCAUGGACAUGCUCGACCCAUCUCUCUUCCCCGAGGGCCACAGACCUCUCCCCCCAGCUCAGCAGCAAGAUCAGGAUGCUGAAAUGGGAGACUGCCCCGCUCCUGGUGACGACCACCUCGAAGAUGAUGGCGAGGAGUCAGACGUCAGCGACAUGUCUGUCGACUCUGACGCCAUGGAGCUCGCUGCCGAAGUCGCGAGGUUCGACAAGCAGCAGGAGGAAUUCGUCGCUCGCCAGAGGGCUGAUGCUGCGGGUGUUCCUUAUCAACCCCCUGCCAAGUCGGCGGCGGCGGCUGGAGAGAAGAAGACAAAGGGGGGUGUGAUUAUCGCCAAGGGACGCAAGCGCAAGUCAAAGACUGUCAAAGGUCCGAGACAGGCGGUCAAGCCCUCGCCGGAUAUCCUGUUUCGAUUGAACUUGGCUCAGCAGGCGUUUCAGAGGGGGGAUUACGAGGCGACCAUGACGAUGAUUUCGGAGAUUAUCCGGAUCAAUUCCGAGGUUAUUCAUGCUUGGGUGUUGCUGUCGUCGGUGCACGAGGCGCUGGAGAACCGGUCCCAGGCGGUGAUGUGCCGGAUUACGGCUGCGCAUUUGACGCCGAGGGAUGUGCCGCAGUGGAUCGCGACGGCGGAGUAUUGUCUUGAGGGGGUGGACGAGAUGGAGGAUGAUGAGGAAGGAAAUCAGACUGCGGAAAAGAUUGAGACGUUGAAGAGAGCGUAUGCUUGUUAUAGUCAGGCGUUGGAGGUGGACAGGACGCAUAUCCAGGCGAGGAUUGCGAGGGCGGAUGUAAUUAUGAUGAUGGGGAAUCAGCAGAGCAGGGCUUUGGGGGAGUAUCAGAAGGCGCUUGGGUACAGGCCGUAUAAUAUUCGGACGGUGAGGAAUAUUGCGGAUGUGGCGCUAGAUGUGAAGGAUUUGAAGAAGGGGGCGGGGAUUGCAAGGGCCGCGUAUAGGAAGGUGAUUAAUUAUUUGAUGGAGAGGGGGACUUUUGAGGCGGAGGAGGGGAGGUUUGAGUGGAGUGAUUUGAGAAUUUAUCUCGAGUUCUUUGGGACGUUGGAGUUGUGGAGGGAGGGGUUGAAAGAGCUGAAGGAGAUUGCCAGGUGGUUGUCGGGGAGAAGAGAAGAAACGUAUUGGGAGCAGUUUGAUAAUGGGCCGAUGGGGGAUGAUGAUCGGGAGUGGGAUAUUGGGGAGGAGAGGAGAUUGGGAGUGCAGGGCUUUGUGCCGGGCAAGUUUCCGAGAGAGAGUUAUGGCUUGGGGAUGCCCAUGGAUUUGAGGGCGAAGAUGUUUGUUUACCGGUGCAAACUGGGGUUCCAGGAUACUGAGGCCAGGCGACAUUUGGAGCUGCUUGAUCCGACAAGGCAAGAGGAAUUCAUGGACUUCCCGGACUGCUUGAAGGAUAUCGCGGUUGCGCUGCUGGAUCAGAACAAGGCUGCGGAGGCGAAGCAGUAUCUGGACCUGUUCAAGCACAUUGCUGAGACAGAGGGCACGGGCAGCAUCGAUGCGGACUUCUUGGUCUGUCAAGGUCGAUAUCACAUCUCUUUGGGGGAGAAGCAGACCGCUGAAGAAUGCUUCAUUGCUGCGAUUGAGGACGAUGAGGACCACAUCGAGGCUCGCGUGCAGCUUGCCAAUAUGUACGAAGGAGAACAGGAGCAGGAGGGCAGGGAGGAAGCUUUCUUGCUGGUUCAUGAGGCCUUGAACCUGCAGAAGCUGGGACCAAGAAAGAGACGUGGUCCGUAUGGUCCCCGGAAGAACACUGGGCCGCGCAAACCCAGAAAGCCAAGGGAUCCAAAUGCGCCAAAGUCGAAGUAUGUGCCGCGCCGGUUGCUCAAUGCUGAGAAGAGGAGACAGCAGGAGAUUGAGCAGACAAAGGAAGCGACUAAGAACUACCAGAUCAUGCAAGAGAUGGAGGGCAACGCUUUGCUAGGGGAUGAGGAGGCCAAGAGCAAGUGGAUGGCGGCUGCGAAGGCGUUGGUUGACGACUUCCGGGCUUACAAGCAGUUUUAUCCUUGGGACAAAUACAUCAAGUUCCUGGGAUACGUCAACCCUUCCGAGGGUGGCCAGCAGGCUGUUCCUGCCAGGAACUUGAAGCUCGCCGCCAUGGAGGAACGUUUGCGUCACAACCUCGCUCCGGCGGAUGGUGCGGACCCGGCUACUGCGGCUACCGUCAACAAGCCUCAUUUCAAGAUUCCCCAAGAACAUCGCGGCAUUCCGUUCACGGAGUGGUUGAAUAUUUUCCUCAACUACGCCUUCGCCCUCGUCCGCGCCGGUCAGCAUAGAGAGGCUUAUGCCGUCUGCCACGCCGCCCGGGACUCUGUUGUCUGGACAUCCAUCGACAACACCUUUCUUAUCCACGUUGCCUGGGCAUCCUGCGCCGUCUACGCUGGCGACGAAGAAACCUGCGUUGCUAUUGCCCGCUAUUUCAUGAGGGAUUACCGCCCAGGCACGGAUUCUUACCGCAUGUUCUCGGCUAUGUGCCGAGUCUGCCAGACGCCCGUGUCGUGGUACACGUCGGGCCCGGCCCAAAAGUUCAUUUUGAGGCAGAUCAAGACAAUGGACAACAUUGUCAUGAGACAGCAGCAAUCGCCGUCUGGGGAAAAGGACGAUUCAAUCGGGUUGGACGUCUCCCUGCUCACUAUUUACGGGCACAUUCUCUUCACGACCACCUCGUACACUUACGCCCUGUCCUACUUUGCCCGCGCUGCCUCGAUCGAUCCCACAAAUUGCCUCAUCAACCUGUCCACGGGCCUGGCGUACAUCCACUACGCCUUGAAGAGGCAGGCUACCAACAGGCAGUAUCUCCUCAACCAAGGCUUCAGUUUUUUGUUCAGGUACUAUGAAGACAGGCUGGCGGAGGCGGAGAGGAAUGGGAGUGCGGGACAGAGGCAGGAGGCGCAUUUCAAUAUGGCGAGGGCGUAUUCGCUGAUUGGGCUGGGGAAUGUGGCGGUGGAGUUUUACAAGAAGGUGUUGGAGGAGCCGCCGGUGCCAAAGGUGGAUAGGAGUGAUGAGGAGAGGUGGAAGGGGGGGUUGGCGGAGGAGGAUUUGAGGGUGGAGGCGGCGUAUAAUUUGAGGAGUGUGGGGUAUUUGUUGGGGGAUUUGGAGGGGGCGGCGGAGGUGGUGAGGAAGUGGAUGGUUUUGGAGUGA
Molecule: messenger RNA, 3162 nt
Organism: Podospora bellae-mahoneyi
Lineage: Eukaryota; Fungi; Ascomycota; Sordariomycetes; Sordariales; Podosporaceae
Gene: TFC4
Product: transcription factor TFIIIC subunit tfc4
Exons: 1
Coding region: 1-3162 (1053 amino acids)
Biological process (GO): transcription by RNA polymerase III
Cellular component (GO): transcription factor TFIIIC complex
Molecular function (GO): protein binding
Source: RefSeq, a predicted model, not a curated record